Messenger RNA from Parasteatoda tepidariorum (common house spider), 7322 nucleotides. Lineage: Eukaryota; Metazoa; Arthropoda; Arachnida; Araneae; Theridiidae. The record is from RefSeq and is a predicted model, not a curated record.
CUUGAGUAAUUCUUUUUCAGAUGCUUUGGACCAUGACACAUAUUUCUGUAGGUCAUGUAUUUUUUGGACUUUCUCUUCGACCUGUCUUUUAUUGAGACUCUUCCUUCCUUCCUGAUGGGAUUUGUUUACUUUUCUCUGAGGUUGUUGUUUUAGUUUCCCCCAUUUUUUUCAAUAGGAAAUCGAGGAUAAAUUUCAUUUAGUGAUCAUGGCUCAAAAAUGGUGGAGCCACCCACUCUUAAUCUUCCUGAUGAAGUCACUUUUACUAUGCAAGCUGGAUUAGUUAAAGAUUCUCUUACUGUUGAUGUGGGUGAUUUGAAUUUAAAAAGCCUCAAAGAUUUAGCUGUGAAUUUUAUUGACAGAAGGUUUCCUGAACACAGUUUGAAGAGAUUAAAUGAACGACUUCUAUUGUUUCGUCAUGACUAUGGCUCUACAAACAUAUUAUUGCCAAUCAAUGCUGCUUCAGAAGUUACUGAAGGAACAUUAGUUGAAAUUGUUGUAUCAGGAAAAGAUCCUAGUGACGAUAUUCAAAUAAUGCCUCAUUAUGUCACUGUGCAUUCGUACAAGACUCCAACAUUUUGUGAUUUCUGUGGUGAAAUGCUAUUUGGUCUUGUUAGGCAAGGUCUCAAAUGUGAAGGUUGUGGAUUAAACUUUCAUAAACGUUGUGCUUAUAAGAUUCCAAAUAAUUGUACUCACACUCGUAGACGUCGGUCUGCUACAUCCCUGUAUCCUCGUAGUCCAACAGAAUCAUUGGGACACACUACAAGCAGUGCUGCAAGUUUUGCAGACGAUACAUUUUUGGGAGGAACGUCUCCAAGCCGUGCAAGAUCACCCUCUCUCAAUAUGGGACGCCCUGCCUGGGUGGAACGAGAGCUUGCUGGCCGCAUCAGGGUCCCUCACACUUUUGUAGUUCACUCAUAUACUAGACCCACUGUCUGCCAACAUUGUAAAAAGCUAUUAAAAGGAUUGAUACGCCAAGGACUGCAAUGCAAAGACUGCAAAUUCAAUGUUCACAAAAAAUGUAUGGAUAGAGUACCUAUGGAUUGUGCAGGAGAAGCUCCAAAAGAAUGGGCAACUGAUGCUAGUCGCAAUGGCGAAGAGCAUGUGGGCGAACAAGAAAGCAUUGAAGAUGAAUCUGACACUGAAAAUGAAGCGAAUGAAAAGCUAAAUGAAUCCUGUGAGAGUCAAGAUAAUCAAGAUGAGGAUUCCAAAGCACCAGCAGAGGUGACUUCAAGUAAUAAUAUCCCUCUAAUGAGAAUAGUACAGAGCAUAAAACAGAUGAGAAGAAAAGGAUCAAAAAUUCUCAAAGAAGGAUGGAUGGUUCACUUCACAAGCAAAGACAAUAUGAAACACAAACUUGGGUUUACUAGUUUUUGCCCAGUUAAGAAAAAACGUCAUUACUGGAGACUAGAUACCAAGUCCAUCAUUCUUUUUCAAAAUGAGACUACCACAAAAUAUUAUAAAGAGAUUCCUUUGUCUGAAAUUCUCUCUGUUGAAGCCACAAAGCAGCAGCAGAGUUCAGAGUCUGGUCAAACUUACUGCUUUGAGUUGAGAACAGCCAAUGUUGAUUAUUACAUUGGUGAAGAUAUGGACAUGUCCAGAGGAUGGGAAGUAGCUAUUAGGCAAGCUUUAAUGCCUGUUAAUGCUCCUACUACUAUCACUCUUAUCAAAGAAGCCAAAAGUCCUCAAAGUGACGAGAAUGGCAAGGUAGAAAAUAUUGAACAAAACAUUGAUAUAAGCUUACAGUAUCAAAUAUUCCCAGAAGAAGUUUUGGGUUCUGGACAGUUUGGUGUAGUAUAUGGAGGUGUUCAUCGAACUAGUGGCAGAGCUGUAGCAAUUAAAGUGAUAGACAAGGUUCGCUUUCCUACGAAACAAGAAGCUCAAUUAAAAAAUGAAGUAUCUAUUUUACAGAAUAUUCAUCAUCCUGGAGUAGUUAAUCUUGAAAAAAUGUUUGAAACACCUGAAAGAAUAUUUGUUGUGAUGGAGAAAUUGAAAGGUGACAUGCUAGAGAUGAUCCUUUCAAGUGAAAUGAGGAGGUUAUCUGAAAGAAUAACAAAGUUUUUAGUUUUUCAAAUAUUAUCGGCUUUACGACAUCUUCACUUUAAGAAUAUUGUUCACUGUGAUUUAAAACCAGAAAAUGUGCUUUUGUCUUCAGAUUCAGAUUUUCCACAAGUUAAACUUUGUGAUUUUGGAUUUGCCCGCAUUAUUGGAGAGAAAUCUUUUCGAAGAUCUGUAGUAGGAACACCUGCUUAUUUAGCCCCUGAAGUAUUACGGAACAAAGGCUACAACAGAUCUUUAGAUAUGUGGUCUGUAGGAGUUAUUAUUUAUGUUAGCUUAAGUGGAACAUUUCCUUUUAAUGAAGAUGAAGACAUUAAUGAUCAAAUACAGAAUGCAGCUUUUAUGUAUCCUCCAUCACCCUGGAAAGAAAUAUCUCCAGAAGCUAUUGACUUAAUUAAUAAUCUUCUCCAAGUGAAAACUAGGAAGCGAUUUACGGUUGACAAGUCUUUGGCUCAUGCAUGGCUUCAAGAUUAUCAAACUUGGUGUGAUCUCAGAGAACUUGAAAGCCAAGUUGGAUGGCGUUAUUUGACGCACGAAUCCGACGAUGCGAGAUGGGAAGCUUACCGCCUUGAGCAUAACUUACCCCCUCCUCCAGCUGUUCCCCAAGAGAGAAUGACUGACCGCUUACCUCGAGUUCCAUCCAAGCUGAUGCCCUGUCCAGAAGCUAAAAAAGAAGAAGAAACAAACAAUAACCUCUUUGGGAGAAUUCGCCUUUAAAGCACAAAAGUGCAAUAAACAAUGCCAACUACUGCAGCACUGUUUUCACACGCCAAUUAACAUGCUGCAGAUAAUUGUUUUGAGUUAAAUUGUUUGGAAUUUAAUAAGUUUCAAAACGUUUAAACAUUUGAAGUAUUCAUUUUUAUGACUCUUAAAGGGUAAUUGAAGUACAGUGUGCAAAAAAAAAAAAAAAAAUUUGAAAUGAAACACCAGGAUCUGAUGAUCAGAUUUUCAUUUACUAACAUGCAAUCUUGUCUGUUUUAACGUGCUUAUUAGUAAAUGAAGAUAAUCUUUCAGGUUAUGAAAUCAAUGAUGAAUCUAGUUUUUAAUCCUAAAAAAUAUUUUGAGUAGCUGCAGACUGAAACACAUAGGUUCAGAUUUUUAACUAAUUUUCUAACUAAAUUGCAUUAACCAUAUUUUACAGUACAUAGGUUCAUAGUUUGAGGAUCAACAAUGCUAAUCUGUUACAACAAUGCUAACCUGCUGCACAACAAUGCUAAAAUGUUAGUUGAGAAAUAAACCUGUUAUAAUUAUCAAAUCUGUUAUAAUUAAUCUGUUAUAAUUAAUCUGUUAUAAUUAUUUUAAUUUAUUUUGCAAUAUGAAAUAUUGUCUGGAGUAUAUUUUUCAAGCUAUAUAUUAUAUUUUUAGAGCUACUUCUCAAAUCAUUAAGAUUGUAUCUCAGUAUGCUAAAUUCUGUUCAUUUAGAUCAAAAGCUAUUUAUAAUAUAUUUUUUUGCACACUGUACUCUUAUGUGAAGUUAUAUUGCAGUUAAUAUUCUUGUAUGUAACUGCAGAAAGUUUUAUAAAAAUUCCUAAAUUUAUUAAAUUGCUCGUGAUGCGAAUUUUUCAUUUGUUAAGAAUAAUAUGUAUAAAUAUUAAUGAGUUUUUAAUUAUAUGAAAUUUUUAAACUAAGAAACCUACUAACACUUAUUUUAUUCUUAUUUUUAAUGAAAAAAAGUGAAAUUUUUCAGGUAUUGUGUGUUCAAAACAGCGGUUCCCAAAAAGGUGUUCCGCCAAAUGGUUCCAAAGGUUAUAACUUUUUUUUUUCAAAUCAGUAAUGAUUUUUGAAACCUGCAAUUAUAUUUAUAGCCACUCAACAAUCCAUUUAUUUAAUAUUUUGGUUAUUUUAAUGAAAUUAUUUAGGCAAAAUAUCAGUCAAAGAAAAUAGUAUUUUUAAUAAAAUAUUUUUUAAUAGCAAUAUAUUGAAUGAAUCAAAAGAAUAUCAACAUUUAUGGAAAAAAUGUACAAACAUUUCCCAUCAAACUUUUCAAUUCAAAGUAAAUAACAAAAAUUCAACAAUAAAAAAAAUGUUUGUCUCUUUUAACCAUUCUCAAUGUUUGUAAUGAUUGUAUAACUAUUUAUUUACAUUUAAACAAAAACCGUUAUCCAGCAUAUUUUAUUAAUUUUUAUACACCUAAAACAAAUUCUGAACUAGACUAGAUUCCGCUCCAGUCUAAAUUGUUUAAAAUAAAACCUAAUUUUAGAAUAAUAUUCAUAAAAGAUGAAAAAAUCAACGUUAAUAUUUUGAAAAUGAUUAAAAUUAUUUAUUGAAUGAUUGUUUAUUAUUAUUAUAGUAGUAUAUUAUAUAGUAGAUUAGUGUUUAUUAUUAUUAUAGUAUUAAUUUAGUUAAUGAUUAGUGUUUCUUUGGUUAAGAUGUUUGCAAUUACUUAUGAAUUACAUUUGCUAAUUGAGGCUCCUGCCAAAAGAAAGACGAUUAUGUAGUCUUCUGUACCCAGAAAAAAUUGGGAACUGCUGGUUUAAAAGGGAGUAAUUGCCUUAAAAAUUUCUAUGCUGGAGUUUUUCAUGAAAUAUUUAGUAAAUUUGAAAGUUUAAAUGAAUUUAUUUUCACUUAAGAAACAAAAUAAAACAUGAAAUUCUUUUUAAAUUCAAAUGCUAAAGAAGCUGUUAUAUGCUAGAAUAUCAUGCAUAAUAAAAGUUAAAUCUUUUCCUUUUUUUGUUUAGAAAUGAGUGGAAAAGUUCUAAAUGCUGUAAGCGAAAAAUUAACAGUUUUAAAUCCUGACAGGAUUAAAUUUAAUAACCAGUUUUUGUUAUCCCUUAAUUUCAUUUACUUUUUAUUGCUGUAAAUUUUUGAUCACAAAAAAUAAGUUAAGUUUUUUAUAAGUCUGUUUUAAGCAGCUAAAUAUUAAGUUUUUAAGAUAGUUGGCAUACUUUUUGUUUCCUUUUCACGAUUAUUUUUCUAAAUAAGCAUUUCUUCAUUAGAAAUAUUUCCUGGUCAUAUAUUUAAACACACAUAAAUCAAAGUGUGACUGGUUUAAAGUAAUUUUUGUAAAUACAUGUAACAGGAAUUUUUAUCUCGAUCAUUUCUUUGUUUAUAGGGUUUGUUAAUCUCUUUUAAUAAUGUGUUUCAGUUUUUAUACUUUAUUUUAAAACAUUCCACAAAAUUAUGCUCCAUCAAAACAUUUCUAUUACUUAAAAAAAUGAUGGAUUGUGAAAAUUUUUUUUAUGACUGUCUUAAUGAGUGUAUAAUACUUUCAAACAUAUAGUUUAAAUACUAACCUAAAUUGGACAGUUUGAAACAUUUUUAUUAAAGUUAGAAUAUUGUUGAUUAUGUCAAUCCUAGGAAACGGUUUGAAUAUCAAAUAUGCACAUUAAAUAAGUUAGUGUUUUUUUUUCUAAUAAAAAAAAAGUAUGGGUUCAAGUCUUAAUAAUUAUUAGAUCUUAAAAUAGCCAAUUUUAAAAUUGUUUGAUUUACUUCAUUAUUAUUAUUAUUGUUUCAUACAUUAAAACCAGUUUCUGCUAAUGAACAAAAUAAUAAAUUUAUCAAGUUAGAAAAAUGAACAAAAAAUUUUAUAACUUAAAUUGUUUAUCCUUAUUCAACUUUUAGUGAUUAAUCUCAUGCAAUUCAAGAAUUAGAAACUUUAUUCUGAAUUUAACAUGUAAAAAAAAAUUAUGUAAUAGCUAAAUCCUUGAUAUAAUAAAUCAUUCACAUUAAUUUUAUGGUAAUUUGUUCACUUUUGUUUGCAAAUGUAGAAAGUGUAUUAAACAUUUCCUAAAAUAUAUUUAUGGUAUUUAAACUGACCUCAAUUUAAUAUAUUAAAUAUUAAUUUUUUAUUAUUAUAUUUGUUUAUUUGAAUUUUUUUUUAUAUUUUUGAAAAAUCAUUGAGUAUAGUUCAACUCUAUAAGUUGUUAAAAUGUGUUAUUUGAGUCCACUUUAAGGAAAAUAUUGUAAAUAUCAAUUAUGAAGCACAAAGUAUGAUACUAUUGGUUAGUUUAUGAUAGGACAUCGAAAAUGGUGCCAGAAUUUUGCUACAAAAAUUAAUGCUUAGGGAAAUAAUUCCCAUUGUUUACUCAAUUGCAGUGCACUUAGUAACAGAAAAAAAAGCACUUUCAACUGUACCUUUGAAAAUAGAGAAUUCCUCUUUCAAAAUUAGAUACCUGUUGUAUUUUAAUAAAUGCCAUAGUUUAAAUAUGCUUAAGCAAUACAAAUUUGCUCAGCAAAAUAGAGCAUCUUGUGAUAUAAAUAACUCUUUUUUAAUUCACUUCAAAUAGAUGUACUUGUAAUUUUUUCAAAACCAACAUUUAAAUCUUCGAGACAGUUAUUCAAACUAACAGUUUAUAUCCUAGAGAGCUGAAUUUUUAGAUCCUAGAGACUGUCAAUCAAACUGAUUUUUUGGAUGCUAGAGACCGUUAUUCAACUGAAUUGUUCAUGUCUUUAAGGCUGUUAUUCAAACUAAUUGUUUUUAUCCCAGAGACAAUUAUUCCAACUAAUUGUUUAUAUUCCAGAGACAAUUAUUCCAACUAAUUAUUUAUCCUUGCAACCGUCAUUUAAACUAAUUGUUUAUAUUUUAAAUGCAGUUAUUUAAACAUUUUGUUUAUAUCCUUGAGCCAGUUACUCAAACUUAUGGGAGUACCAGAUUAUGUGAACAUUAUAUUAAAUGUAUUAGGAAGUUUUUUAUUUCUUCUAACCGCAGCUAAUUUGGAAAUUUUUCUGUGUCAAAACUGAUUCUCCAUAUUAUGCUCAAAGUUUUCAGCAUUUCUAAUCAACUCAAAAUUUAAAACUACAGAAAUGAAAAAAUGUUUUAAGUUUGGUCUGUAUUUGAAUAACAAUAAUUCUGAAAAUACACUGCCCCAUGGUAUGCCCAGUUCAUGCAUAGCUUUCUGGAGGAAAUACCUAUUAAUACAAUCAUAUGCAGUUUUGAAAUCUAUGAAAGGGUUAUUCUGUAUUCUCUGCACUUUUCCAAAAACUGUCUUAGGCAGAAGAUCUGCUUGACUGUCAAUCUCUUUCCAAACACACGUUGAUAAUUGAUAAUCAUAUUAUCAACAUAUGUUGACAGCCAAUCAAAUAAAAUAGUAGAAAAAAAUUUUAUAAGAUGAAAAAAAGAAGACUUACAGCUGCCUAACACAUUUCCCCUUUCUUUUGUAUCUCUAGCAGCAAAAUAACUUGGGCCCUCAUUGGACCAAUAUUCACGAAUAUUCACGGACCAAUAUUCAUUCAAAGGGCCGUUAUUUUUCAGAUUUUGGCCUUAUAUAGAAUUGUCUUAUUCACCCGAUAUUUUACAGCCACUUUAAAACCCAUAUCGGCCCCAGGGC